Prorocentrum cordatum is the source of this 882-nucleotide messenger RNA. The record is from the annotation of a GenBank genome assembly. NCBI's taxonomy places the organism in Eukaryota, Dinophyceae, Prorocentrales, Prorocentraceae.
GCGGCUGCCACCAGACCCAUCUGCCUGGGCAACACGGAUGUUAAGAUCCUAGCCGCCGCCUGCGUCAUGCCCAUUGCCGCGAACUCUGCUAGCCUGAUAGGGGCUGAACAGAAGUGCGUCAGCGGGAGGGACAUGAUUGAGAACGUGGCGAGGGCGGAGGCUUGGGGGGUGGAGAAAUACAUGUCGGCAUCUUCAGACGCGGCUUUACUGUUGACUGACUUCGCGUCAGCGUUUCCUAGCCGGGCGCAGGAGUGGCUUUUCUUCGUGCUUGAGGCCAUGGGCAUUCCUUCCCCGCUCGUCCACUUCUUCCGAAUGGUGUACUCCGAUAACACCGCUAUCCUCUCACUUCGUGGUCGUCGUCAUGGGCUUAUUCGUAUCGCGUCUGGGGUCAAACAAGUCUGCCCCGCCUCCAUGUUCCUCUUCGUUCUCGCCGUGAACCCUCUGUUGGCAUGGAUUAGGGCGUCCCUCGGCUCAGCGCUGGGACUGUCUCUUGCAUAUGCCGAUGACUUCGAAUUUGGAGUUGAGCGAAUCGCCUCAUCACUCAAAGCGCUUCUUGACAGCUUGGAAGCAUUGGCGGCGGUUGCCAACUUUCGGCUGAACUUUCGGAAGUGCCAGGUGGUCGUCUGCGGGGCUAUGGACACAUCACCCAUCCGCUCCCUCCUCCGCUCCUUUGGCGCGCCCUACAACCUCAUUCAGGUCUCCCUCUCCGCCGCCUACCUUGGCUUCCCGAUCGGCCCCGAGGGCGCCGCGCAGGAGCUGGUGUCCGCCUACCGCAACGGAGUGCUCCUCCUCACCUCGGGGCCCAGGAACGCCAUCUCCUACAACGUCGCCACGAAACUUACCCGCAUCGGAUUCGCCACUGAAUUCCUGGAGCUCGACGCG